AUGGAGCGAGAGCUCCGACUGAAAGCUUUCAUAGAAGAGUAUGCUCGCGUCGUGCAGCUAUUCGACGACAUCGUUUCGAUGAAAGAAUCUAUGGGAAGGCUGGAAACGUACAUGGUGAUCAUGGUUUGUCAAGUUGGAGUUGCUAUGAUUCACAAAGAAACAGCGGUGAGUAUCAGCUGGAACAUCGAUUUGAAAGAAAUCCGUCGAUGUCACCAGAAAAGAAGACGGUUCCUUAACAGAUCACAAUCCCCUGGAAUUCGCUCCACAUUUUGCAACUGCCGGGAGAUGUGCAAUCUUCAUUUUUUUCUCCGCGGACUUCAUAACGUACAAUAA
Necator americanus (New World hookworm) is the source of this 333-nucleotide messenger RNA. RefSeq lists its product as uncharacterized. The transcript is spliced from 3 exons. Lineage: Eukaryota; Metazoa; Nematoda; Chromadorea; Rhabditida; Ancylostomatidae. The record is from RefSeq and is a predicted model, not a curated record. Bases 1 to 333 code for a protein of 110 amino acids.